CCCGUGUCCCAUGUUCACGUCCCACCUCCAUGUCCCACCUCCAUGUCCCAUGUCCACGUCCCACCUCCAUGUACCCGUGUCCCACCUCCAUGUCCCACCUCCAUGUCCCGUGUCCAUGUCCCACGUCCAUGUCCCGUGUCCACAUCCCACAUCUCACCUCCAUGUACCCGUGUCCCACCUCCAUGUCCCACCUCCAUGUCCCGUGUCCAUGUCCCACCUCCAUGUCCCGUGUCCACGUCCCACGUCCCACCUCCAUGUCCCGUGUCCUUGUUCAUGUCCAUGUCCCACGUCCACGUCCCGUGUCCACGUCCCACAUCUCACCUCCAUGUACCGGUGUCCCAUGUCCCAUCUCCACGUCUAUGUCCAUGACCCGUGUCCUGGUCGCAUGGCCAACGUCCAUGUCCGUGUCCCCCGUCCCAUCUCCGUGUCCCCUCCCCAUGUCCCGUGGCCUAUGUGCGUGUCCCACAUCCAUGUCCCAUGUCCAUGGCCAACGUCCAUGUCCUUGUUCAUGUCCCGUCCUCGUGUCCCCUGUCCUGUGUCCCAUGUCCCUGUCUCCUGUCCA
Molecule: messenger RNA, 562 nt
Organism: Struthio camelus australis
Lineage: Eukaryota; Metazoa; Chordata; Aves; Struthioniformes; Struthionidae
Source: RefSeq, a predicted model, not a curated record